Miscanthus lutarioriparius is the source of this 606-nucleotide messenger RNA. The record is from the annotation of a GenBank genome assembly. Lineage: Eukaryota; Viridiplantae; Streptophyta; Magnoliopsida; Poales; Poaceae.
AUGGGGCGCGGGCCGGUGCAGCUGCGCCGGAUCGAGAACAAGAUCAACCGCCAGGUGACCUUCUCCAAGCGCCGGAACGGGCUGCUGAAGAAGGCCCACGAGAUCUCCGUGCUCUGCGAUGCAGAGGUCGCGCUCAUCGUCUUCUCCACUAAGGGGAAGCUCUACGAGUACUCUAGCCAUUCUAGCAUGGAAGGCAUUCUUGGGCGUUACCAGCGGUACUCAUUUGAAGAAAGAGCAGUACUUGACCCAAGUAUUGAAGACCAGGCAAAUUGGGGAGAUGAAUAUGUCCGGUUAAAAUCCAAACUUGAUGCACUUCAGAAGAGUCAAAGCUUUGUUUUUUUGGUACAGAAUCAGCUCAUGUUCGAUUCAAUUUCCGAGCUUCAGAAAAAGGAGAAAGCACUUACAGAUCAAAAUGGUGUCCUGCAAAAGCUCAUGGAGGCAGAGAAGGAGAAAAACAAUGCUUUAAUGAACGCACACCUCCGGGAGCAGCAAAAUGGAGCAUCAACAAGCUCCCCAUCACUGUCACCACCAAUGGUUCCAGAUUCCAUGCCAACUCUAAAUAUUGGGUAUCAUGCUUCCACUGAAUUCAUUACUGCACACAACUAA